AUGGGGGGCGUUCAAUGCCCUAUGAGCCCCUUCCCUCACCCUUUUCCGAUCACUCUCGAGGAGGCGGAGGAGGAGGAGAAGGUGGUCGCACCUCCUGCUAUGCCCUAUGUCCCUACCUUGGGGGGGAUAGAGGUGCCACCGUCUGUGGAGAUCACCGACGGGCAGCGCCUUGAGACUGAGCAGUUGCAGGACGAGAGCAGUAUGGAUGGAGUACAGCAGAGUGGGGGGCAGGAGAUAGGGGAGCAGCAGUCAGGGGAGCAGCAGAGUGGGAAGCAGCAGAUAGGGGAGGAGCGGAUUGAGGAGAAGCAAAUGGUGGACUAG
Molecule: messenger RNA, 321 nt
Organism: Closterium sp. Naga37s-1
Lineage: Eukaryota; Viridiplantae; Streptophyta; Zygnematophyceae; Desmidiales; Closteriaceae
Source: the annotation of a GenBank genome assembly